AUGUCUAAGUGGAGACGUCCAGGAGGCUGUGGACAUAUCGACCUGGAGUCUGGGGAGCUGCUGGGGCCUGGGGACUACCUGGGAUCCAUCUACAUGCCGCCCAAGAAGGCGACCAAGCCCAAGAAAGCGCCCAAGAGGGACAAGUUGGCUCCGGAGACGCGUCCACCAGGUAAAAAUAGCAACAGAAAAGGCGUGAGGACUAAGAGCUCUGAGAAGGCUGCCAACGGUGAUCACAGCGUUCCCGUGGCCCGUGGUGAUGUCAGCAAGGGUUGCCCACCUCUUGGUCUGGAAACCUUAAAAAUCACAGACUUCCAGCUUCAUGCAUCUACUUCCAAGCGCUACGGCCUCGGGGCGCAUCGAGGGAGACUCAACAUCCAGGCAGGUAUUAAUGAAAAUGACUUUUACGAUGGGGCGUGGUGUGCAGGAAGGAAUGACCUCCAUCAGUGGAUUGAAGUGGAUGCUAGACGUCUGACCAAAUUCACUGGUGUCAUCACUCAAGGAAGGAACUCACUUUGGCUGAGUGACUGGGUGACCUCCUACAAAGUUAUGGUGAGCAAUGAUAGCCAUACAUGGGUCACUGUUAAGAACGGAUCUGGAGACAUGAUAUUUGAAGGAAACAGUGAAAAGGAGAUCCCUGUCCUCAACGAGCUGCCCGUCCCCAUGGUGGCCCGCUACAUCCGCAUCAAUCCACGGUCCUGGUUUGACAACGGGAGCAUCUGUAUGAGGAUGGAGAUCCUUGGCUGUCCACUGCCAGAUCCAAAUAACUAUUAUCACCGAAGGAACGAAAUGACCACCACUGAUGACCUGGAUUUUAAGCACCACAACUAUAAGGAAAUGCGCCAGCUGAUGAAGGUUGUGAACGAAAUGUGCCCCAACAUCACCAGAAUUUACAACAUUGGCAAGAGCCACCAGGGCCUGAAGCUGUAUGCCGUGGAGAUCUCCGACCACCCUGGGGAGCAUGAAGUCGGUGAGCCGGAGUUCCACUACAUCGCAGGGGCCCAUGGCAACGAGGUGCUGGGCCGAGAGCUGACCUUGUUGCUGAUGCAGUUCCUGUGCCAAGAGUACUUGGCCCGCAACGCGCGCAUCGUCCACCUGGUGGAGGAGACCCGGAUUCACAUCCUCCCCUCCCUCAACCCCGAUGGCUACGAGAAGGCCUACGAAGGGGGCUCGGAGCUGGGUGGCUGGUCCCUGGGGCGCUGGACCCACGAUGGCAUCGACAUCAACAACAACUUUCCCGACUUAAACACGCUGCUCUGGGAGGCAGAGGACCGACAGAACAUUCCAAGGAAAGUUCCCAAUCACUAUAUUGCAAUCCCUGAGUGGUUUCUGUCUGAAAAUGCCACGGUGGCAGUAGAGACCAGGGCUGUCAUAGCGUGGAUGGAAAAAAUCCCCUUUGUCCUGGGCGGCAACCUGCAGGGGGGCGAGCUGGUGGUGGCAUACCCCUACGACAUGGUGCGGUCCCUGUGGAAGACACAAGAGCCCAGCCCCACGCCCGACGACCACGUGUUCCGCUGGCUGGCCUACUCUUACGCCUCCACGCACCGCCUCAUGACCGAUGCCAGGCGGAGGGUGUGCCACACAGAGGACUUCCAGAAAGAGGACGGGACUGUCAAUGGGGCCUCCUGGCACACUGUCGCCGGAAGUCUCAAUGAUUUCAGCUACCUUCACACCAACUGCUUCGAGCUGUCCAUCUACGUGGGCUGUGAUAAGUAUCCGCACGAGAGUGAGCUGCCCGAGGAGUGGGAGAAUAAUCGAGAGUCCUUAAUCGUGUUCAUGGAGCAGGUCCAUCGCGGCAUCAAAGGUGUGGUGAGGGACUUCCAUGGGAAAGGAAUUCCGAAUGCCAUUAUCUCUGUGGAAGGCGUUAACCAUGACAUCCGAACAGCCAGCGAUGGGGAUUACUGGCGCCUCCUGAACCCCGGAGAGUAUGUGGUCACAGUCAAAGCCGAAGGGUUCACCUCAUCCACCAAGAACUGCAUGGUCGGCUAUGACAUGGGGGCCACGCAGUGUGACUUCACACUCAGCAAAACCAACCUGGCCAGGAUCAGGGAGAUCAUGGAAAAGUUCGGGAAACAGCCCAUCAGCCUGCCAGUCAGGCGGGUGAAGCUGCGGGGGCGGAAGAGACGACAGCGCGGGUGACCUCCCAACACUUGAGACCUGUCCCGGACCCCUGCAAAUUAAACUACCCCCAGUUGUAGCUCCGUAGAGGACUCGCUCCCUAUUGUUUUCUCUGUAAUUCAUGAAGGCCUGGGAGAAUGUGUGUAUUGAAAGCCUGGUCCCGAGGGGAGGGCUGAAAGCUUAGGAUAUUUGUUGUUGUCUUUGUCCCAUUUAUCCAAGUAACUCAGAUCAGCAGAGAAAGGCUGGUAGGAGUGAGAAUUCAGCAACUGAACCUGAGAAUUAGAGACAGAGAGGGGCUUGCCAGCUCGGGGUCUCCUGGCUGCACCGGAAGGGAAGCCGGUGCUCCCCUCCCCCCACUUGCUUGUGUGACAGCAAGAGGUCCUCGUGCAUUUGCAUUUUGCGUGGCUCCAGUUGCAGCACUCCUGGGGCCCUGCGGUGCCAGAAGUUACCAUCUGAGAUGCUCACGGGCAUUCUGACAGAAUCCACCCCCUCUGGCCCCAGGACAUUCCAAGCUGCCACAGAUUAAUUCCAUGCUCUGUUGACAACAGAGCCAUUACCAAGUGAGCAUCUGUGAGCUUCUUGAAUCCAUAUAGUCCCCCUUUCCACAAAGGACUGUGUUUAUAAAAGGAGAAAAAUGCUGAACUAGUUCACCAGUGAUUGGUGGGCAGCCGGAGUGCAGGGUCCACAGAGAACCCCCAGGCUCCCUGCUGGUCCAGCAGCCCCGGGUGCCGCCUGGACAGGGACAAGCAGAAGAAGACACCCUUCCCAAGGGAGUCAAUUACUCAGCCUGGCUCCCCUCUUUGACCUGCAGGACUCGAGAAGGGCCGGAGGGAGGCUGACUUGCAACCCUCUCUCUGCUCAAGAUGUUCCUCCUUUCAUAGAAAUGAGCGCUCAUAAGUUGGCCUAACAUCACCAAGGGAGUUAUUUUUGAUGUGUGGGAUGCCAGACCUUCCACUUAGGCCAAAUGUGAUGAAAAGCUCUUAGAAUUAUCUGUGGAAUAUUGGUUUGGGAGGGGUGAUACAAGAAAACACUUUGUCUUCUUUGUAUGAACGUUGCUGCCUCACUGACCUGGGGAGAG
Neomonachus schauinslandi (Hawaiian monk seal) is the source of this 3193-nucleotide messenger RNA. RefSeq names its product carboxypeptidase X, M14 family member 2 (gene CPXM2). The transcript is spliced from 15 exons. The coding region runs from base 1 to 2136 and encodes 711 amino acids. Gene Ontology annotation, biological process: proteolysis. Gene Ontology annotation, molecular function: metallocarboxypeptidase activity; zinc ion binding. Lineage: Eukaryota; Metazoa; Chordata; Mammalia; Carnivora; Phocidae. The record is from RefSeq and is a predicted model, not a curated record.